Molecule: messenger RNA, 306 nt
Organism: Arvicola amphibius (Eurasian water vole)
Lineage: Eukaryota; Metazoa; Chordata; Mammalia; Rodentia; Cricetidae
Product: protein S100-A11-like
Exons: 1
Coding region: 4-306 (100 amino acids)
Biological process (GO): regulation of cell population proliferation
Cellular component (GO): cytoplasm
Molecular function (GO): calcium-dependent protein binding; calcium ion binding
Source: RefSeq, a predicted model, not a curated record
AAAAUGUCCAAACCUACAGAGACUGAGCAAUGCAUCGGGUCCCUGAUUGCCGUUUUCCAAAAGUACAGUGGGAAGGAUUGGAACAGCUGCCAACUCUCCAAAACUGAGUUCCUCACCUUCAUGAACAUGGAGCUGGCUGCCUUCACGAAGAACCAGAAGGAUCUUGGUGUCCUGGACCACAUGAUGAAGAAGCUGGAUCUCAACAGUGAUGGGCAACUAGAUUUCCAAGAGUUUCUCAACCUUAUUGGUGGCUUGGCUGCAGCAUGCCAUGAUUCCUUUCUCAUGAGUUCCCAGAAGCGUUUCUAA